CGAGUGAGCAGUGAGAGCACGAGUGAGAAGCAGGGGGAAGGAGAGGACAGAAAACAACAGCGAGUGAACAGAGAGGCAGCAGAUUACAGCUGGAUCUGCCCUGUAUGCACUCAUAUACAUACAUGAACGUACACAUGCCCUCACUUCUACUCCUGUAUUCCCGUAUCUUUCUGCAGGACGGCAGCAUCAUGAGUGGGAACAUAAGAGGGAUCUUCCUCUCUCCACCAAGAGAGUAAGAAGAGAAGAAAAAAGAAGAAGACGGAGAAAACAGAGGAAGAGGACAGACAGAAAAGGACAACUUUCACCUGAAGGAUCUUUCUCUGGAACCAAAGCACCUGAGCAUGAGGUUGUGAAUCUCUGUGUUCCUCUGAGUUCUUCUUCUUCACUACCUGGCCCAAUGUCUACAAAACUAGGACCAACCGGUCAAAGUACCGUUGCCCACCUCUGGAAGCUGCUGGGCCCUUUGUUAUGUGCUCUGGUCCUGGUUAGUGGCUCCACACUGAGCCCUGAGGACUCACAGAUCAUCACUGCCACAUCGCUGCUGGAGGACUGGACCGGCACCACCAUCCAGCUGCAGCCGGACCUGCAGACUGAAGCCCAGACACCAUCAGAGGCACCGACAGAGGCACAGACUGACACCCAGACUCAGAGCAUAACCAGUAACUACACAGGUCUGUCCUGUAUUGCUGUUUUGCCACCACGUCGCGGUUCCUUCUAUGUGGAGAGUGGUACAGGCGUGUCAGUGGGCAGCGUUCUGGCCUUCUGGUGUCGAGAGGGAUACCAGCUGGUCGGCAGCGACAAAAUCUACUGCAAUGUCAGGAAUGGCAAACCGCAGUGGAGCAACUACCUGCCUGUGUGUGAAGCGAUCCCCAGGCCAGAGGACCGAGGUUUAAGAGUGGCUGUGUUGGCUUCAGUGGUGAGCGGCAUCGUCAUCCUCGCCAUGUCACUGUCCUUCCUCAUCUGCUGUCUGCAGGAACGAUCCAGCAAAGACCGGGCAAAGAAAGAGGGACGAAGCAGACGCCGGGAGAAACGCUCGGCCCGUCGCAGCGAGUGUUGGCUGGAGAGGGAAGAGGGAGAGUGGGAAUCCUUCCCCCCACCCAAGAUCUUUCACCUGUCCCAAAGGAUGAACCCCCGUCUGGCACCUGACAGCCCCCUGUACCUGACAGGAGGCCUGAGUGGAUAUGAGAACAGAGGCUACCAGAGGAGUCAGGAGAGUUUGCUGAAAGCUUCCCUGCCCGGCCUGUACCGCUCCGAGUCUCAGCUGUAUCCGCAUGUUGUCCUGCAGAGGGUCCCGACCCCCACGGCCCCCUCGGCACCGUCGGCUCCGUCCGCCCCUCUGUACCUCCACCUCCCCUCCUCAUCUGCUGCCUCCUCUCCAGCCCACACAUCCUCCCACUCCCAGCCUCACAUCAUGGCGCAGUACCCCACCCCGACAUACCCACCCAACCCCAACACAGCCGUGCCCCCCUACCAUCACCCGACCCCGGCGCCUAUCUACCCCAACCCUAACCCGACGCCACAGCGGCCGUGGCAAUAGCUGCACCUCCCACUUUGAAGAAAGACAAAACACGUUGAGGAAAAAUAAAGAUUUUGCUGCUGGAGACACUGAAAGACAGCCAUUGUUUUUUUGGAAGUUGAUGGUCUCUCCACAUCCCUCUUUUCUCCCACUGAAGGGUUUAAAGCAGAGCAGACACAAAAGAAAAAUGGAGAAAAGAAAACAGGAAAAGCAGCCAGCGUAAAAGAUCCCUCUUUUUCUGCAUGCUUGCUUGCUGAACAUUUCUUGCAUUGUGGACUCAACUGGAACUGAAUACCUUUAGAUGUAUUUUUUUCUUUCAUGCUGCUUACUGACAUGCUGCUGCUGAACUCUCUGCAGGAGGAGAAAGUCUUGCUUUUUGUUUAGGUGCUAGCAAAGACAAUUAAACUCCAAGCAGCCGGUUCACACAGUCACGCAGUUUUACGACAAGGUACUGAUUCAUCCACUCAUCUGAAAGGACUUCUGCAACAGGUGUCUCAAACUUUAAACUAAUGAUUUAGAACAUAUUUUUUAAAGAAAAUUAUCCCUAUCAGCCCAGAGAUGCACAUGAUCCAUCCUAGACCAGAGU
Messenger RNA from Sphaeramia orbicularis (orbiculate cardinalfish), 2102 nucleotides. RefSeq names its product sushi domain-containing protein 3. The transcript is spliced from 5 exons. The coding region runs from base 398 to 1537 and encodes 379 amino acids. The record is from RefSeq and is a predicted model, not a curated record. NCBI's taxonomy places the organism in Eukaryota, Metazoa, Chordata, Actinopteri, Kurtiformes, Apogonidae.